Molecule: messenger RNA, 1674 nt
Organism: Betta splendens (Siamese fighting fish)
Lineage: Eukaryota; Metazoa; Chordata; Actinopteri; Anabantiformes; Osphronemidae
Gene: ankrd10b
Product: ankyrin repeat domain 10b
Exons: 6
Coding region: 249-1289 (346 amino acids)
Molecular function (GO): protein binding
Source: RefSeq, a predicted model, not a curated record
ACCCGGCUUCCCGUUCAGAGCGAGCGCAGCCAGACGCGUGGAGUCCAGUCCGCAGUUUGCGGCUCUCCCCACGUUUCUCAAGUUUCACUUCGGAGCGUGCUCUGCCUCGUCCGCUUUGUGUUGUCAGGCAGAAAGACUCAGCAGGCGGGGUGGUGUGUGUCCUGAGAGCCAGGCACUCGGCACCGAGAAGACUUAAAAUAAAAAGCUGCGUGCUUCAUCCUCUUGUCCGUUUAGACGCGGUUACAACAAUGUCGGUGGGAGUGGAGUCUGGAUUCUCUAGCGAGGAGGUCUUAAACAGCCGCUUCCCGCUCCAUCGGGCGUGCAGGGAUGGAGACGUCGGUGCCUUGUGCUCCCUCCUUCAGGGCACCUCAAACCCGGCUGACCUCGCGGUUGAGGACACCUUCUACGGCUGGACGCCCAUACACUGGGCCGCUCACUUCGGAAAGCUGGAGUGUGUGAUGCGUCUGGUUCAGGUGGGCUCCGGCGUCAAUGCCGUAACCUCCAGGUUUGCACAGACGCCCACUCACAUUGCUGCCUUUGGAGGCCACCCCCAGUGCUUGUUAUGGCUACUCCAAGCUGGUGCAGAUAUAAACAGACAGGACUAUGUGGGUGAGACGCCCAUCCACAAGGCUGCUCGUGCGGGCAGUCUGGAAUGUAUCAAUGCUCUCUUGAUUCAGGGAGCAAAAGCUGAUAUAAGGAAUGCCAAUGGGCUGACUGCUGCUGACCUGGCCCACGCCCAGGGAUUCCAACAGUGUGCUGAGAUUCUCUCCAAUGCCCAGAACUUUCAACAAAACAUGGUUCAGUCUCAAAAUGGGACUUUUCUGAAUGGCCUGACCCAGAAUAGGGGCCAUGCUCACCCCAACAUCCAGGGGCGCAGCUUCUUGAAUGGUGUGCCUAACAGAAAGAGGUCAUUUGAUGGCAUGGAAGUCAACCCAGUGAAGAAGGCUAGACCUAAUGGUCUGGGCAUGCCUCCAGAAUUGCUGAAUGGGAAUGGACCACUGGGUGGCGCCGUAGAGGUCCAGAUGGAGAGCAUGAAUACGGAGUUGGCAGCGACUGUAACUUCAGUGGCAAGUGAGAGACAAGUUGAGGAUUUUUUCUCAAGUCUUCACAAUCAACCACAGCUUCCAUUUGGAUGUAACCCAGCAGCAGACAUCCUCCACACCUACAGUAACUCACCUGAGAUCAACAGCACUGCAGGCAGCCAGCUGGAGCACCAGAAGUCUGUGAAAGCAGAACAGUUGUAUGACCAUGCCCUCUUCACCACCAUGCUGCUUUAUCAUGGAUCCUAAAGUAUAAACAAUCGAGAUGACAGACUGCCUAUUGUUUAAGUUUUGUGUAAACUAAAAAAGUAUUAAUUUGCCUUAAAGCCACUGAGUGGUUCGGUCACAUAAUGAAAUUAUGUUGUUGUAAAGGGCAGGCUCAGUUUUGUAGAUGGAUCUGAAAUUUCUAUCUGAAGAUGAUUUGCGUUCGUGUUUGCUUAUAGUCUUAUUAAAGUUAAAAUUGAAUGAGCUAAAAAAUAGCAUGGUUCUGAUCUAUACUAAUGUGAGCAUUUCUAUGAACCACUGCCAUUACUUAAUACAAGUUUUCUGUCUACAAGAAGUGGGUUGAUAUUGCUUGAUAUUAAACAAAGCAAGUAUAUGCCAUGUUAAUAAAAUAAAACAUGCAAACACUAAA